CCCCAUUUCAUAGGUACUGGUAUUUACCAUUUACAGCUCAGCGUUUACUACAAAACCAACCGGAAACAUCCUCCGAUUUUGCAAUCGAACAUCAAAGGGAUUUUGGGAGGAAACUUGCGUAAUUCUUGAUCUACAUGUAAAGAGCUGGAAAAUGGGGGUCACACAUCGCCGUACACUGAGCCUCUCACCACCACCGCUAAGCACACUACGCGGGCGCCUCUUCGUAACAUGUUCACUUGUCCUCUUGACAUGUGUCGCCUUCUUCUUCACCCCAAAAUCAACAAUAACAAGGAUACGAAACCACAUCCCAGGCAGCUAUCCCUACGUCAAGCCAUCGACGCCCGACAUCCGUCCCCCCGUACCAGAUGAACCGGCGGCAACCCCGCCGCCCCCCAAGCUCAUCGUCAAAGCUCAACUCAAAGGAGAAGACCUCAACUGGCUCCUCAAACUGCGCCCGGAGUGGCGCAACCAAGUCAUCACCAUCGACGCCUCGUUCGCACACCUGCACGCUGGCGCCCAACGCGUCGACAAAGGCCGCAUCGCCGACGCGUACCUGCGCUGGCUUAUCACUAACUAUGACUACCUCUCCGAGGUCAUCGUGUUCGUGCCGCCCGGCCUGCAGGACCAGGAGGCCGACAAGGAGGCCUGGCGCAUCCCGAACAAGGAGCCUGUGCAGAGCAUUGAGAGUCUGGACGUGGCGCAUGUGAAGAAAGCUGGGUAUGCGCCGCUACGGUGUCCGAGCAAGGUCGAGUGCGAGGAUCCUGUUUUGCCCAGCCGCGACCCGCCGGAUCAGUUCAGAACGAUGGAGACGAACAUGGGGAAGGCGUGGAUGCAGAUCUUCAACGCGACAGGGGUUCCAGAGAAGAUUGGGGGGGCGAGCGGGAAUUCAUUUGUGGUGUCUAGGGACAAGAUUCGCCAGCGCAGCGUGGAGGAGUACACGCGGUACUGGUCAUGGCUGGCGAGCACGAAGAUCGACGACGACAGCGCAGGAGAAGUCUUCGAGAAGAUCUGGCACGUCAUCUUCGGGCAAGAGAGCGCAUGGUGCCCCACCGAAGCCCAGUGCCGCUGCGACGUCUUCGGGAAAUGCUAGAACAGAACCAAAAAUCUAAGCGCAAAUACGUGAGUCCAUUACUACGAUACCACCCCCUAAUCAAACCUCCUCCAAUACCUCCCCCGGGCCGCAUCCCCACACCCACACCCGCCACACCUCUCCC
Messenger RNA from Boeremia exigua, 1214 nucleotides. RefSeq lists its product as uncharacterized. The record is from RefSeq and is a predicted model, not a curated record. The transcript has a single exon. Bases 152 to 1090 code for a protein of 312 amino acids. Lineage: Eukaryota; Fungi; Ascomycota; Dothideomycetes; Pleosporales; Didymellaceae.